Eleginops maclovinus (Patagonian blennie) is the source of this 4352-nucleotide messenger RNA. It is a transcript of the gene nfkb1, whose product is annotated as nuclear factor of kappa light polypeptide gene enhancer in B-cells 1. Gene Ontology annotation, biological process: signal transduction; regulation of DNA-templated transcription. NCBI's taxonomy places the organism in Eukaryota, Metazoa, Chordata, Actinopteri, Perciformes, Eleginopidae. Gene Ontology annotation, cellular component: cytoplasm. Gene Ontology annotation, molecular function: RNA polymerase II cis-regulatory region sequence-specific DNA binding; DNA-binding transcription factor activity, RNA polymerase II-specific; protein binding. The record is from RefSeq and is a predicted model, not a curated record.
AUUUCCAGUGGGGAAGGAAAUAGACUUUAUGAACACAGAGUCAAACUUCACCUGCAGGAUUUUACCUGAUCUUUCUCAGGAUUAAAAUCAACACCUGGUUUUACUCCCUCGGAUUAAAACCAAUUUCUCUCCAUUGGCGCUAAUGACGUCAUGACGCACUGCAAUUAAACCAAAUGGAUCCUGUGGUUCCAGCAUGGCGAAAUAAUGAGCGAAUAAAGUCAACUUCAGUGAAGUGUCACUCAUAGUGCAUGUGGAGAGUCCGACUCUUAACCCGACCAAGAUAACCAGACACCAUGGCUGCAGACGACCACUACCUGCACACCUCCACCCAGAUUUUCGAAAACCUGAUGAUGGAUCAGCCCUGGGAGUUCACUCAUUUCCCCGGGAUGUCCCAGACAACGUCUCUGAGGACAGUGGACGGUCCGUACCUGCAGAUCACAGAACAGCCCAAACAGCGGGGCUUCAGGUUCAGGUAUGGAUGUGAGGGUCCGUCUCACGGGGGAUUACCGGGAGCCACCAGUGAGAAGAACAGGAAGACCUACCCCUCCGUUAAGAUCAGUAACUACCAGGGUCCGGCCCGGGUGGUGGUGCAGCUGGUGACUGCGCUGAACCCCCUCCCCCAGCUCCACGCUCACAGCCUGGUGGGGAAACAGUGCGAUAAAGGGAUCUGCGUCACCGACCUGCUGCCCAAAGACUCCAACAUCAGCUUCCCUAACCUGGGCAUCCUCCACGUCACCAAGAAGAACGUGGCCAAGACUCUGGAGGAGAGGAUGGUGGAGGCCUUCAGGCUCGGGUACAGCUGUGGCGUCUCCAUCCACCCCGAGAUCGACGCCCAGCAGGGGGAGGUCCGGGUCCCGCGAGAGCUCUCCGACCACCAGCGCAGUGUGAUCUGCAGCACAGCAUCUCAGCAGGCUAAAGAGAUGGACCUCAGCGUGGUACGCCUUAUGUUCACAGCGUUUCUCCCCGACAGCGACGGAGGUUUCACCCGACGCCUUGAGCCCGUCGUGUCCGACCCCAUCUAUGACAGCAAGGCUCCGAACGCCUCCAACCUGAAGAUCGUUCGGAUGGACCGGACCGCCGGCUGUGUGAGCGGAGGAGAGGAGGUCUACCUGCUCUGUGACAAGGUGCAGAAAGAUGAUAUCCAGGUGAGGUUUUAUGAAGAGGACGACUCGGGGUUAAUCUGGGAGGCUCUGGGAGAUUUCUCCCCCACCGACGUGCACAGACAGUUCGCCAUCGUAUUCAAGACCCCAAAGUAUCGCGACCAGAACAUCCAGAAACCCACGUCGGUGUUCGUCCAGCUGAAGAGGAAGUCUGACAACGAGACCAGCGAGCCCAAACCCUUCACCUACCACCCCCAGAUCAUAGAUAAGGAGGAGGUGCAGCGGAAGAGACAGAAGACGUUGCCAAACUUCCACGACCUCAGCGGAGGGGGAGGUGGUUUGUACCGAGGAGGAGGAGGAGGAGGCCCUGCUGCAGGAGGAGGAGGAGGAGGAGGUGGUGGUGGUGGAGGUUACUUCCAGGGCUUCACUACCUACAACUAUGGAGGAGGAGGGGGGGGGGGGGGUGGAGGGGGAGGAGGAGGAGGAGGAGGAGGAGGUUUCUCCACAGGAUACUCAGCUGGUCUGGGAGGAGGAGGAGGAGGAGGAGGAGGAGGAGGAGGCAUCAAACACAAGGGCGGCGCAGCAGGCGACAGCGACCCGGACGAGGACUCGGGGGUAGCUCUGAGAGCCGCUGCCCAGCCUGGAGGUCCGGAGCUGGGGGAGAGGCGUGAGGAGGAGGGGGUCAGUGUGGAGGAGGCAGGAGAACACAGAGAGGAGGUUUUGCUGCAGCUGCAGGCUCUGUUUCAGUACUCUUUGACCGGAGACUCUGCGUACCUGCUGGCUGCACAGCGGCCCCUGAUGACCGCUCAGGACGAGGAUGGAGACACCGGGCUCCACCUGGCGGUUCUCCACUGCCAGCAGGAGGCGCUGCAGAGUCUGACUCAGGUCGUCUCUGCUUUACCCGGACCAGAGGUUCUGAACACGAGGAACCACCUGUACCAGACUGCUUUGCACCUGGCAGUGAUAACGCACCAGAGGGAGGCAGUAGAAGCACUCCUAUUGGCCGGCGCUGACCCGACUCUGACGGAUCGUCACGGCAACACGGCGCUCCACCUGGCGGCUGGGUUGGAGGGAGGGGAGGGAGUGGUUCAGCUCCUCCUGCAGCGAGGAGACGUGAGGGGGGGACUGCAGCACUGCAACACAGCAGGUCUGUGUGGGAUCCACCUGGCGGUCCUGGCCAAUCAGCUGCCUUCUCUGCGGGAGCUGCUGGAGGGCGGGGCCGACGUGGAGGUUCAGGAGCGAAGCAGCGGCCGCUCCGCGCUGCACCUCGCCACUGAGGCCGACAACGUAUCGCUGGCCGGCUGCCUGCUGCUGGAGGGGAACGCCAAAGUGGACUGCUCCACCUUCAACGGCUCCACCCCGCUCCACAUCGCUGCUGGGCGGGGCUCUCUCAAACUGACCGCUCUGCUGAUGGCUGCAGGUGCGGACCCUCAGAAGGAGAACUUCGAGCCGCUCUUCUUCAGGGAGGAGGGCUGCUGCGACGAAGAGGAGUAUGAAGAUGAAGGUUACAUCCCAGGAAACACUCCCAUCAGCAUGGCGGCCAACACUCAGGUGUUGGAGCUUCUGAAUGGUAAAGAGUAUGAACCAAAAUCUCCACACAAAUCCUUCGCUUCUCCUCAAGGUGACCUGGCAAGUCUGGACGUGGAGGUGAAGCAGCAGGUGUGUUGCGCUCUGGAGAGUGAAGGAUGCUGGGAAAACCUGGCUCACAGUCUGAGCCUCGGGAUCCUCAACACGGCCUUCAGACUGAGCCCCUCCCCUGCCAAAACACUGCUGGACAGCUACGAGGUGUCAGGUGGGACGGUGAGGGAUCUGCUGGCUGGUCUGAGGUCAGUCGGAGAGUGCAGAGCACUGAGCGUCCUGGAGGAGGCGCUGCGUCACAGCGACGAAACUCAGCUGACCAAUGACAGCAGAGGUGAGGUUCAGCUGCAGGAUGUGAAGGCGGAGGUUCAGAUCGACAGCGGGGUGUGUGACAGCGGGGUGGAGCUCUGCACGGCCUGGUCAUCCAUCCCAUAAUUAACGAGUCAUUGACCUAUCGCUCCGGGCUGAGCCGAGUUCACAGUUAUACAAACUUUUAGCUGGUUUUUAAAGAAAUGCGUUGACAGAAAACUAGAGUUGUGUUGAUGGGUUUCCGCACUCCAACCAAUGAAUGUUAAAUAAGUGUUCAAAUGAAAUAUAAUGAUUCAAUUGACUUCAUGUUCAGGGACAGAAAUCAGACGGAGGGUUUUCAGCAGGGGAGUUUUACGUGUCCUGCUGCGGGGGGGGAAGGUGCUAUAAAAGUAAAAUGAUUGUAGAGAAAUGUUCCCCAAAGGACCGUUUUAUUUUAUAACUUCACUUACUGUGAGGAGAUGAUUCCUCCUCUUCAUACAGGCUGGGAAAUACCUUUUAAAGAGGCCCAUGUGUGCAUGUAAAUGGUCUGCAGAGGCUAAAAUCCCAAAGUUUCGGAACAUAGUGACAUCACUGUGGAACACUCUCGCUCGUAUUGGCUAGCAACUUCAACACAUCAGAAUCAAGUUUAAUCCUUGUACGUUUACAUAUACAAGGAAUUUGAUUUGGUGCCUGUGUUGUGCGUGAUAGGCUAAGGGGCGGGACAUCUCUAAGCAGUUGACCAAUCACAACAGAGCCGGCCAGCUUAACCAAUCAGAGCAGACUAGGCUCUGGUUUCAGACAGAGGGUAAAAAGAGGAGGCAGUAUGAGAAAAAUAAAUGGUGCAUCCUAGCAGAUAGGGUCGGUAAGAUGAAGCGAAACAAUCAACGCAGAAGUUUUUUAAUAAUGUAUCCAUGAAUCCGAUCCAAGAUGUCCAGUUUGAGUUUAAUGUUGCUUUAUCCUUUGAAAACGUGGGGGGGGGAAAUCAUGUUUUAUUAAGAUUUCUGAAUAUUUAUCUUUUGAAUAUCACAUUCAUCAUCCCUGAUAUGAAUGGGAGUGAAUCUGUGUUUAUAAAAAUAAAUGUGAACUGUCCGUAUGAACAGGAGGAAUCAUUACAACAACACAUAUUCACUUGUAAACAUUCAUAAAAUCAGUCUUCAUAGCACGGAAAGCUUUCACUGAAAGCUUUUAAAGACUUGAUGGUUUAACAAAUGUCAGUGUGAUCCCUUCUUCCUCUGAUAAAAUAAGAUGCAAGGCAUUGUGGGAAAGGAAGUCCAGAGCCCUGAGGAGUUGUAGUCUUGUCUCUAUUUAUAUCUCUACCCGGCUGUACAGUUCAACAAAAGCUUUACAUUGGUCGUUGUUUUUUAAUAAAGUGUUUUUUUAUAUACA